This is a messenger RNA of Scedosporium apiospermum, 1362 nucleotides long. RefSeq names its product Acetylornithine aminotransferase, mitochondrial. Gene Ontology annotation, cellular component: mitochondrial matrix. Gene Ontology annotation, molecular function: identical protein binding; transaminase activity; pyridoxal phosphate binding. The transcript has 2 exons. Gene Ontology annotation, biological process: arginine metabolic process. Bases 1 to 1362 code for a protein of 453 amino acids. The record is from RefSeq and is a predicted model, not a curated record. Lineage: Eukaryota; Fungi; Ascomycota; Sordariomycetes; Microascales; Microascaceae.
AUGGCUCUCAGGGCUCCCCUCCGAUCCCACCUGGCUCGCCGAUGCCUGAGCCAGGCCCCAACGACUCCGCGCUUCGUCCUCGCCCGCUACCAAUCUACCGCCUCAGUACCGAACCCGGAUCCCCUCCCGGGCUCCCCCUCGGCCAAGAUCAUCGCCGAGAAUGAAUCCUACAUGGUAGCCACCUACUCCCGACCCACACCCGUCUUCGUCCGCGGCGAGGGCUCCUACCUCUGGGAUCUCGAGGACAGGAAAUACCUCGACUUCACGGCCGGUAUCGCCGUGAACUCUCUGGGGCACUGCGAUCCCGAGUUUAGCAACAUUAUCGCCAAGCAGUCCAAGAUCCUCGUCCACGCCUCCAACCUCUACCACAACCCCUGGACCGGCUCCCUCUCCAAGCUCCUCGUCCAAAAAACCCACGAAGCCUCCUGCAUGCCCACCCUCUCCUCCGUCUUCAUCUGCAACUCCGGAACGGAAGCCAACGAAGCCGCCAUCAAAUUCGCCCGCAAAGCCGGCAAGGUAACCGAUCCCUCGGGCGCCAAAUUCGAAAUCGUCGCCUUCCGCAACGGGUUCCACGGCCGUACCAUGGGUGCGCUGUCUGCCACGUGCAACCCCAAGUAUCAGCAGCCUUUUGCGCCCAUGGUACCGGGUUUCCGGUACGGCGAUCUUAAUGAUGUGGAUGCUAUCGAGGGGCUCGUGACGGAUGCCACGUGCGGUGUUAUUGUUGAGCCUAUUCAGGGUGAGGGGGGCGUCAAUGUCGCGAGCGAGGAGUUCUUGGUCGCGUUGGCAAAGAGGUGUAGGGAGGUUGGCGCUGUGCUGAUUUAUGAUGAGAUUCAGUGCGGAUUAUCGAGGACGGGUAAGCUCUGGGCCCAUGCGGCGCUGCCCGAGGUCGCUCACCCGGAUAUCUUGACGACGGCCAAGGCACUGGGCAAUGGCUUCCCCAUUGGCGCCGUGCUCGUCACCAAGGACGUCGCCGAUAAGAUGAAGGUCGGCGAUCACGGUACCACUUUUGGCGGAAACCCCUUGGCUUGCAGGCUCGCUCACUACAUCCUCGGUCGUCUGGCCGAUCCUGCCCUCCAGCAUGGCGUGGUCGCCAAGUCGGCCGUCUUUAAGGAGGGCUUCGAGAAGAUCCGCGCCGCGUUCCCCGAACUCGUCACUGAGAUCCGCGGCGAGGGUCUCAUUCUCGGUCUUCAGCUCACCGAGGAUCCUAACCCCAUCAUCAAGGCUGCUAGGGAGAGGGGUCUCCUCGUCAUCUCGGCGGGGCAUAACACGCUUAGGUUCGUGCCGAGCCUGUUGAUCUCGGAAGAGGAGAUUAAGGAGGGCCUGAAGAUUCUCGAGAGCGCCAUUGUUGCGACUAGGGCAUGA